Messenger RNA from Rosa rugosa (rugosa rose), 2088 nucleotides. RefSeq names its product probable serine/threonine-protein kinase PBL1. The transcript is spliced from 5 exons. NCBI's taxonomy places the organism in Eukaryota, Viridiplantae, Streptophyta, Magnoliopsida, Rosales, Rosaceae. Gene Ontology annotation, molecular function: ATP binding; protein kinase activity. Gene Ontology annotation, biological process: protein phosphorylation. The coding region runs from base 230 to 1882 and encodes 550 amino acids. The record is from RefSeq and is a predicted model, not a curated record.
CUCUCUCUCCUCAAUUCCAAUAUUCUUACAUCUUGUGUCUGCUUUUCUCUCUCUCCCUCCUUGAAAAUCUCUCUCUCUCUCUCUGCCUCCAUAAACCUUUCCCAAGCUGCUUUCUUUCUUUGACUUGUUGAAGGCUGUUUAUCUACAAUUUGGUUCCUCAGUCCAUUUCAGACCCUGCAUGAAAGCUGAAAACUAGGGCCAAGUACAGAUUAAAGUUUCGAACAUAAUUAUGGGUUGCUUCACCGUUUUGAAGAGCAAGAAGAAAAAGUCUGAGCAAACUAUUUAUAUUAAACGGGUCCUCCCUAAGGAGCAAACUCCAGCCACAUUGCCUGAACCCCAAAUCCCGACCCGUUCACUACAGUCUGCACCCCCAAGUUUUAGGAACAGAGUGAAACCUAUUCAACCAGUGAAUAGAGUCACCAAAAAGAACAAUAGAACUCGGGCAUUAUCUGCUCCAUCAACCCUAGAUGCGGCAGACCAAGAGUCUCUUUCCUCGGUUGAAUACGAGGAACCAGAAGAGCCAAAAUACCGGUCUGGAAUCCUGAAGGAACAACCGCCACCAAUUCCGCAACCUCUUCCCCUCCCAUCACCUCAAGGUGCUACUGCACUGCGGACUACAGGAAGCUUCAAGUCAUCGACUGCUAGUGGCCCUCUCUAUGCUUCUGGACCAUUGCCCCUACCUCCUACUGGAACACUACGGAACUUUUCAUAUGAAGAAGUAUCAUCAGCUUGCCACAACUUUUCUUCUGACCGAUGCAUGUCAGAAGGUCUAUCUUCCGUCAUAUAUAAGGCUUCCUUUGGAGAAGAUUCAUCAUCAAGUUCAAAAAAAUUUGAAGCUACCGUUACUCGCCUUCAUCCAUCCACUCAGGGUUUAAAGGAGUUUGUAAAUGAGGUAAACACUGUUGCAUCUUUGCAACAUCCAAACCUCUGUAAAUUGCUUGGUUUCCAUGCACGCGAGGGAUCAGAACAAAAAAUGUUGGUCUAUGAGAGGCUGUUUCAUGGAAGUCUGGAUCGGUUUUUAUAUGGACGAUCAGAUAAGCCCCCAAUAGACUGGAAUACAAGAACAAAAAUUGCUUUAUGUGCUGCACAGGGUCUUACAUUCUUGCAUGAAGAAGGACCUUUCCAGGCAAUGUACAAUGAGUUUUCAACUGCCAACAUUCAGAUUGAUAAAGAUUUUAGCGCAAAGCUUUCUGGAUAUGGCUGUGUUGGACAUAUUCCUGAGGCAGAAAUCUCUACUAAUUCUGUUGCAGUGGCAAAUCUAUCAGUUGAGACGCUUGAAAGAGGAAUGCUUACUCCCAAAAGCAAUGUCUGGAGUUUCGGGAUUGUUCUUCUAGAACUACUUACAGGACGGAAGAAUCUUGAUAGCCGGCAUCCCAAGGAAGAGAUGAAUUUAGUUAAGUGGAGCCGGCUUUACCUAGCUGAUGAUACGCGGCUGUCACUGAUUAUGGAUCCUCAGCUGAAAGGCCGCUUCCCAGCCAAAGCUGCCCGAGCGGUGGCUGACAUUGCACAGAGAUGCCUCCAGAAAGACCCAUCCGAAAGACCCACCAUGAGAACUGUUGUUGAGCAUCUCAAGAACAUUCAAGACAUGAGGCACUCGUCCAGGUUUCCUUUGCAAGACCCUGCUUCACUUGCCGGAAAACAGAUGUCAAGAUCGCCGAGUCUUAACGGAAUUGUCACCCCUGUGCCUAGGCUAAGUUUUUCUCCUUCACCUCCAUCAAUGGCUCGGCCAUCUAUUUCACCUACUAGACGACUUGCCCUGCGUAUGUCUCUUCCUCCACGAGCUUGUUCCACCAUUGUCACUAUGGAGGAGCUAGACCACCUGCUGGAAAGCCGGAAAUCAUCAUCAUCUACGGUUCCAAGGGCUAGUGUUGAGGGAUUUUGAUUGUGUAUAAUGUGCAUUUUUUAUUAAUUUUUUUAUUUUUGGUUCUUUGUGAUUCAACACAAUAUAUAGCAGCAGAUAAAGAUGUGGUUGUUGUUCCCACCGAAGCGGACUGUAUGCCCUGUAGAUAUAAUGCAUGCCUGGUAGAAUUGGGUUCAUCUAGUUUCCCUUAGAUUUACAAUGCAAUUUCCACGACUUGGUUUGCCUUC